Molecule: messenger RNA, 1180 nt
Organism: Brassica oleracea var. oleracea
Lineage: Eukaryota; Viridiplantae; Streptophyta; Magnoliopsida; Brassicales; Brassicaceae
Product: F-box protein At4g35733
Exons: 1
Coding region: 34-1122 (362 amino acids)
Molecular function (GO): protein binding
Source: RefSeq, a predicted model, not a curated record
AUCAGAAAAAACCGUAACAAAUAAUAAAGAGAGAUGAGUCAAUCCGUAGAGUGGUCUGGUUUGCCCGAAGAACUAGUCGAUGAAAUAGCCGGCCGUCUCUUCUCUAAAGUCGAGCUUCACCGAGUCCGUAGCAUCUGCAAACCCUGGCGUUCCGCGUCUUCGAUCCAUAAACGUUACCCCAAACGCCAUAACCGCAACCGUGUACGUGUGCUUUCGCCCUUCAGUAAUAUAAAACCGUGUUUGCUCUCUCCCGCGGCUUUCUUCCGUGUGUUUCUGUCGUCCUGUCGGAACAAAGGAUGGCUUAUUAAAACCCAAGAUGUCUCCGAAACCAGGUCCGAAACCCGUAAAAAAUUACUACACCCGCUAUCUCGUGUCCCCAUGGACUCUUCUCAGCAAACCUUAGAUCUUUUGGAGUAUACGGUCUCAGAGAUCCAUCAGUCCUACGACGUUCAUAAAUACCAUAAAACAUCGUAUAAUUUCGCUAGAGUUGUUUUAACGGACAAGUUUGUUUUCGGGGUGAAUGACAAGGAGGAGAUCUGGUGGUGCAACAAUGAAGAAAGUAAUGACGAUAAUAACAAUGUUUGGACAAGAGUUUCAGAUGAAGAAGCUGAGUAUUUCUCGGACAUCAUAGUCCACAAAGGUCAAAUCUAUGCCUUGGACCUAAAUAGCGCGAUAUGGUGGAUUAGUUUAUCCGAGCUCGAGAUUUUUCAGUACGGACCUUCGACUCCAAUGGACUACUACGAGUUUGAUGAUUGCAAAGACAAGAGGCUCGUGGAGUUUUGUGGAGAACUGUGCAUCAUUCAUCGUUUCUGUAAGACGUUUCGCGUGCGCAGAGUUGACGUGGAGAGGACUACUGGUUUUAAGGUUUAUAAGAUGAACAUGGAGUUGGUUGAAUGGGUUGAGGUUAAGUCUCUGGGAGAUAAUGCUUUUGUCAUGGCGACAGAUAGUUGUUUCUCUGUCGUGUCUAGUGACUAUUAUGGAUGUUUGGAGAAUGCUAUUUAUUUUACUGAAGAGAAGGAUGUAAACAAUGUUAAUGUGUUCAAGCUUGGUGAUGGUAGUGUUACUAAUUUGGUGGAAUCUUCUGAGAAUUGUUUUCAUAUGUUUUAUCCUCCUUUUGUAUGAGAAUGUUGUUGUUUAUUUAAAUCUCAAAUCCUUAUGUGUUUGUCAAUCAGAAUGUUUC